UAAAUAUAAUUCCUCGAACCAACCAACCCAAAUCUUCUCUCUCUCUCUCUAGAACGAAGAGGGUUUUUUUCUCCUCUCUCUCUUUUUCAGGCAAGAUUUGCACAUAUAUCAUCUCAAGAUUCUGCUUUUAGUUUAAUAUACCUAUACAUAUAACCCUAUUUAUCCAUCAAAUCUGUCAAAUCAAUUGUAUCAAAGUUCAAAGAGAAGGAGCCAAUCAUCAAAAUCCAUUACUUAAAGAAGCUAAUUCCGAGGAUGUCUUCAUCUUCCUCUUCUUCCUCUUCCUCUGACCAACCUCUCCAUGAACAUCUCUGCUAUGUUCAUUGCAACAUCUGCGACACUGUUCUCGCUGUGAGUGUUCCUAGCACAAGCUUGUCCAAGACCGUAACGGUUCGAUGUGGCCACUGCACCACUCUUUUGCCGGUCCACAUGCCUUUGCUCUUCCCAUCACUCGGUCAAUUCCACAGCUUUGUUCAUAACCAAAAUCCCACGGGCGAGAUCCAGAACCCGAGCACGAACCAUACGAUUAAUGAAUCGAGUGGAAACCACUUGUUCGCCACUUCACCUCCAUGUCCUCGCGGAAUGACUAAGGAGCUUCCACGGUCUCAUCAAGUUAUCAAGAGACCUCAGGCGAAGAGACAAAGAGUCCCCUCGGCUUACAACCGUUUCAUCAAGGAAGAGAUCCAACGGAUAAAGGCAGAGAAUCCCAAUAUCACGCACAGGGAAGCCUUCAGUGCUGCUGCAAAAAACUGGGCCCACUUCCCACAUAUUCAGUUUGGUCUUGCGCCUGAUCAGUUAGCUCGACGAUCUAGCAUACGCCACCAGGAAGGAGAGGAUCCAGUGAUGAAGGAUGUGUUAUUGGCAUCGGCCAAUGUUGGAAUGGCUCCUGCUAUCAAUUACUCCAUUACUUACAAUUAGCAUUAAUUAGUAACUCUAGACACUUAUGUAAAAUGGUCAAGAACUAAAACAUAUGUUUAAUUAUUGGUAUAGUCAGCCAUGUUUGAACCUUUU
Tarenaya hassleriana is the source of this 1008-nucleotide messenger RNA. Its product is annotated as axial regulator YABBY 5-like. Lineage: Eukaryota; Viridiplantae; Streptophyta; Magnoliopsida; Brassicales; Cleomaceae. The record is from RefSeq and is a predicted model, not a curated record. Gene Ontology annotation, biological process: regulation of leaf development; cell fate commitment; abaxial cell fate specification. Bases 253 to 915 code for a protein of 220 amino acids. Gene Ontology annotation, cellular component: nucleus. The transcript is spliced from 7 exons.